AUGUCGCAAAAACUCUCCGUCAACGAGUCCACCAGCUUCUCAACUCAACCAGCUACUCAAACACAACUUACUACCGCUCUCGUCGAUGCUGGAAGCAUUCAAACCAUUCAAACUGCCUUGCUCCACGAACUACAGGCUUCAGGAUGGGCCACAAAUCUCAAAAACCACGUUACCCAACUCAUGCGAUCUGGCGAGUGUACCAAGUACGAUGACUUGAUGGACCGCAUUCUGGAGGAAGCUUUGGCGGAUUCGGGUAGUGCUGCCAAAGAUGGCAGUCCUUCAUUAGCCAUUCCCGAUCAAGCAAUUACUCAGGCUGUCAAGGUCGUCAAGAAGGAGCUGGACAAGAUCUGUCAAGUCGACACCGCUUGA
Molecule: messenger RNA, 369 nt
Organism: Aureobasidium namibiae CBS 147.97
Lineage: Eukaryota; Fungi; Ascomycota; Dothideomycetes; Dothideales; Saccotheciaceae
Exons: 1
Coding region: 1-369 (122 amino acids)
Biological process (GO): positive regulation of DNA-templated transcription; mRNA export from nucleus
Cellular component (GO): nuclear pore; SAGA complex
Molecular function (GO): transcription coactivator activity
Source: RefSeq, a predicted model, not a curated record